Thamnophis sirtalis is the source of this 3354-nucleotide messenger RNA. The record is from RefSeq and is a predicted model, not a curated record. NCBI's taxonomy places the organism in Eukaryota, Metazoa, Chordata, Lepidosauria, Squamata, Natricidae.
UCUGGAUGGAUUCCAGCGAAUUCCCUGCCUCUUUGGGGCCCCUGCCUCUGCACAAUAAGCCCCUAAUUGGGGAUCUCCCUGCGGGCCUGGAGUUCGGAGAGGAUCUGCUGGCCUCCCAAACAGCCUCCAUCCCACAAGCAGCGACGGCCCAGCCCCAAGAGAUGGAGUGGGAGGCGCCUAAGCAAGCAGCGUCCGACGGUAGCCCACAGUUUGGCGUGGGGAAAGCCGCUGACCUGUCCACCGUGAGCAAGUCUAAUAGUUUGGCCCUGAGUAAAGCCAGCACUUUGGAGCGCCUGGAGAAGCCUGGCCUCCUGGGCAGCUUGAGCAAAGGAGGGGGCCAGGAGGGGCUAGAGAAGUCUGAGGACCCCAAUGGCUUCUUCAGAGCACGUGGAUCUCUGGACCCAGAGAAUGGGACGGAAGCCCCCCCUGUGCCGGGAACCGAACAGCGCCUGAGUCCCGAAGCUUUGCAGGAGGAGGAGGGGGGGUCCCAAGGAGGCACAGGGCAGGAGAGCCACACCAAGCAGCCCAGCUGCGCUCCAAACCGCUCCGCUGAGGAGGACCCUGAGGUGGUCGAGGUGAGCAGCGUGCCCCCUUCGCAAGAAGCUGCCCCCUCGUCCGGCAGCCCCACAACGAGCCCACGGCUGGCGAAGAAGCCCCGGUUGAAACCCCCCAAGAAGAGCGCCCUGGACGCUUCGGCUAAUGCAAAGGAGGAGGAAGGGGCCCCUCCGAACAGCCUCCCUGAGCCUGUGCCCCCCUUGCCGCCUGUUCCAGAAGUGGCCGAGGGGAGUCUGAGUGCAGCCACGAAAGAAAGUGGGCCCAGCGAAGCCACCAAAGGACGAGAAGCGGGAGCCCCGCCAUCCCUCGCAGUGGAAGGCGCUGGUACGAAGGGAGCCGAGGCCCCCGUCGAAAGGGAGCAGAAGAGGAGCGAGCGAGCCAGGAGGGCAGAGGUGUCUCGGCCAGAAACGGUCAACUCUUCAGAGAGCAUCCCUGUCUCUGAUGAGGAUUCGGACGCCAUGGUGGAUGACCCCAACGACGAGGACUUUGUCCCCUUCCGCACCCGCCGGCCCACCCGCCUGUCUCUGCGCAACCAGAUGGCCCAGCGGGCGGCCCGCUCGACCGUCACCAAGAUGAACUGCGCCAACUGCCGCACGCCGCUACAGAAGGGCCAGACGGCUUACCAGCGCAAGGGGCUCCCCCAGCUCUUCUGCUCCAGCACCUGUCUCACCACCUUCUCCAAGCGGCCCCUCAGCAGGAAGAGCUGCACCUUCUGCAAAAAGGACAUCUGGAACACCAAGGAGUCGGUGGUGGCCCAGAUCGACAACUCUUUCCACGAGUUCUGCACCUCGGUUUGCCUCUCGCUCUACGAAGCGCAGCAGCAGCAGCGUCCGGCCCCACAGGCAGCUGAAACCUCGGACACCAUCCGGUGCAGCGUCUGCUACAAGACUGGAGAAAUCCAGCACGAAGUGAGCAACGGCAGUGUCGUGCACCGGAUCUGCAGCGAUGCCUGCUUCACGAAAUUCCGGGCCACCAAAGGGCUGAAAACCAACUGCUGCGACAGCUGUGGCCUUUACCUGUACAACAAGGGGGCCCCCUUGGAAUACCUCUUCCACGAGGGGCAGCAGAAGCGCUUCUGCAACCCCGCCUGCCUCAACAGCUACAAGAAGAAACACACCCGGGUCUACCCAUGCAUGUGGUGCAAGACGCUGUGCAAGAACUUCGACAUGCUCUCCCACAAAGACCGCAACGGCAAGCUGGGCCUCUUCUGCUCCGUCUGCUGCACCACCUCGUACAAGGUCAAGCAGGCCGGACUGACAGGACCCGUCCGGCCUUGCAGCUUCUGCCGAAAGAGCCUGUCUGAGCCCUGCUAUUACAACAAGAACAAGCAGGUGGUGUACCAGUUCUGCAGCCCCAGCUGCUGGACCAAAUUCCAGCGCUCCAGCCCGGAAGGUGGGAUCCACUUGACCUGUCAUUCCUGCCACAACCUCUUCACUGGGAAGCCCGAGAUCCUGGAUUGGCAGGACAAGGUCUACCAGUUCUGCUGCCGGGACUGCUGCGAGGACUUCAAGCGGCUGCAAGGGGUGGUCUCCCAGUGCGAGCACUGCAAGCAGGAGAAGCUGCUGCACGAGAAGAUCCGCUUCUCGGGAGUGGAGAAGAACUUUUGCAGCGAAGGGUGUGUGCUUCUUUACAAACAGGAUUUCACCAAGAACCUCGGCCUCUGCUGCGUGACCUGCACCUAUUGCUCCCAGACCUGCCAGCGAGCCGUCACCGAGCAGCUGGAGGGCAGCACCUGGGACUUCUGUAGCGACGACUGCAAAAGCAAAUACCUACUCUGGUACUACAAGGUAGCUCGGUGCCACGCUUGCAAGCGGCAGGGGAACCUGUUGGAAACGAUUCACUGGCGAGGCCAAAUCAAGCAUUUCUGCAACCAGCAGUGCCUGUUGAGGUUUUACAACCAACAGAAUCAGCCCAACCUGGACACCCAGAAAGGGCCUGAGAGUCUGCUGAACAGUGAGUAGCCGGUGCUUCGGCCAGCCAAGACUUGGAAGCGCAUGAGUGGAAAGGGGGGCGAAGGAAUUAUCCUGCACUGGCCCCGUGGCGGGCGGGUCGUGGGCUGGAAUUCCACCAUGUGGGAGGAAGGGGGGAAAGGAGGGAGGGCGGCUUCCCUUUCUCGCUCACCUCUCUGGUUCUGACAUGCCGGGCCAGCCGGGAGUAGUGCGGCCCAAGGUAGCCCCACAUCAAAUAGGCUGUGGGGCAAACUGUCUCUAGGGAGGAAGAGAAACUCCCGAAUGGAUCUGUGGACCAGAGGAUUCCGGGGUUCGGGGUGGGCGGUGUGCCUGUUGUCCUCCUUUGCUCAGGACUGGUUUUACACUUGGGGGCUCCGGGACGGGGAUCACUGUGGCCGGGAGGGCUUUUCCAUGGUGCGUUGGGCGUGGCCAUUCCUGGGUUUUCCAUGGUGCUUAUUUAACCCCAUUGGCUUGGUUUUGCUCGCUCUGAAAAAGCAUUUCGAAGCAUCUGGGUAGACUACACCGAGAUAUCAACUCCAGAGGAAAACUAAAAGUACUUUCAUUGAGAUUGGCUCCAUAACGGAUUCUUGCACGUCUGAUUAUGUUCUUCCUCCUCCUCCUCCUCGCAGUCCAAUGAAGUAGGGAGGUGUCUGAGCCUCUUCUGAAUAUUAUCCGUCUGCUGUGGACCUAAAAUAUAUUUUGCCCCCUCCUCUCCUUGGCAGCUGAGUUUGUCGAUUAUCUCCAUCCAGGUCAUCUUUUUUACUCUACAGUAGCGGUCUGGGCAGGGAUGGGGGCAUCUGGGUGACCCCCCCCCCACUUGCCAUUUGGCUUCCUGGUAGGUGCUGGUUGU